Molecule: messenger RNA, 741 nt
Organism: Rana temporaria (common frog)
Lineage: Eukaryota; Metazoa; Chordata; Amphibia; Anura; Ranidae
Product: astacin-like metalloendopeptidase
Exons: 4
Coding region: 180-716 (178 amino acids)
Biological process (GO): proteolysis
Molecular function (GO): metalloendopeptidase activity
Source: RefSeq, a predicted model, not a curated record
AUUCGUAUACAAGAGACCAAGACAAUUUCGGGUAGGGUGGAGGAGUAUGGAACAUUUAUGCUGUUUUUCAUAGGCCAAAUGUAGCUCAUGUACAGGUGAUUUGUUUUACAGAAAGUAAACGGCACUUUGUGAAGGAUCGUGGGAACACUACCAAUAUUCCUUAUGACUAUACUUCUGUGAUGCAUUAUGGCAGGUACACAUAUUCAAAUACAUCUGGGUCCAUGUCAGUCGUGUCGAUACCAAACCCCAAUGUUACCAUUGGUCAGAGAACUGGGCUGAGCAGCCUGGAUGUGAAGAGGAUAAAUGUGCUCUAUAAUUGCAAUCUAUGCAGAACAAAGUUAAUGGGUGCCUCAGGGAACUUCUCUUCCAGUGAUGCUACUCCCAUCGACACGCGUGACAAUUGUCUAUGGCUCCUACAUGUUCCAUCAAAACUGAUCUUUCUGCAGUUUGCCACGUUUGUUUGUUUGUCCACCAAAUGUAAUGCUAAGAUCAACGUGUACGACGGGGUGAGCAAAAACAGCUCUCUGCUGGCCACCAUCAGGGCUGGCCAUCCUCUACCGGUGCUGAUCUCAUCCAGCAGUUUGAUGUUGCUGGAAUAUAUCACUAACCCAUCUACUCCAAGCAGUUUCAAUGGAUCUUAUAGCUCAGGUAUGUAUCCAACUUUGGUGUGUAUUAUAUGGUCAAAAGCAUGUAUCAAUUGUGCCCUAACCACUUGAGAACCAGUCUGUACAGUACCCCAUC